Zootoca vivipara (common lizard) is the source of this 2428-nucleotide messenger RNA. RefSeq names its product ring finger protein 41 (gene RNF41). The record is from RefSeq and is a predicted model, not a curated record. Lineage: Eukaryota; Metazoa; Chordata; Lepidosauria; Squamata; Lacertidae. Gene Ontology annotation, biological process: regulation of canonical NF-kappaB signal transduction; protein ubiquitination. Gene Ontology annotation, cellular component: plasma membrane signaling receptor complex. Gene Ontology annotation, molecular function: zinc ion binding; ubiquitin protein ligase activity.
AAGAAGAAAAUAGAAGGGAAUUUCGGGGUUGCGGAGCGACGGCGGAUUCCGAGCGGGGCCUAGCGAGUGCUUGAAGCGGGUGCAGGUGGCGGAGAGGGAGCCUGGUCUCGCGUAUGCGGCGAGGUGACGUUGGAGGGCGGGCGUGUUUUUGUUUCUGAGAUCAUGGCUGCAGAGAAUGACAACUUAGUAUGAAUGAGGAAGAGCAGGAAGAAGAUGGGCCACUGUGAUAUACUCAUUGAAAAGAGCAAUCGAAAGUCAUCUUUGUCUUGUUGCUGUUCAGGAAGGAAUUCUUCUACAGAAGCAGUGCAUAACUUACUACAAGAGGCAAAUUAAACUGGUGAUCAUGCUGCUAAAUUGAUAAUGUGGACUCCUCAUGUCAUCUGCUUUCUGGUUUUGGGGUUUUGGCAUCGGUGAUGAGAAAUGGGGUAUGAUGUAGCUCGCUUUCAAGGGGAUGUUGAUGAAGAUCUUGUAUGUCCCAUCUGCAGCGGGGUCUUGGAGGAGCCAGUACAGGCUCCUCAUUGCGAGCACGCCUUCUGCAAUGCCUGCAUCACCCAGUGGUUCUCCCAACAACAGACUUGCCCCGUGGACCGAAGUGUUGUGACCGUGGCUCACUUGCGGCCUGUUCCUCGGAUCAUGCGUAAUAUGCUAUCUAAGCUGCAGAUCACAUGUGACAACGCUGUUUUUGGUUGUACCGCUGUAGUGCGACUUGACAACCUGAUGUCUCACCUCAACGACUGUGAACACAAUCCAAAGCGGCCUGUGACUUGUGAGCAGGGAUGUGGCUUGGAAAUGCCCAAAGAUGAGUUACCGAAUCAUAACUGCAUCAAACACUUGCGGUCAGUGGUGCAGCAGCAACAGACAAGGAUAGCUGAGUUGGAAAAGACUUCAGCAGAACAUAAGCACCAGCUAGCAGAGCAGAAACGUGACAUUCAGUUGUUGAAAGCAUAUAUGCGAGCGAUACGUAGUGUCAAUCCCAACCUGCAGAAUUUGGAGGAGACUAUUGAAUAUAAUGAAAUCCUAGAGUGGGUGAACUCCUUGCAGCCAGCCCGAGUGACACGAUGGGGCGGUAUGAUUUCUACACCAGACGCCGUACUUCAGGCCGUCAUCAAGCGUUCAUUGGUGGAGAGUGGCUGCCCCACAUCCAUCAUCAAUGAGUUGAUUGAAAACGCCCACGAACGGAACUGGCCACAGGGCCUGGCCACGCUAGAAACCCGCCAGAUGAACCGGCGCUAUUAUGAAAACUAUGUGGCCAAACGCAUUCCGGGCAAGCAGGCUGUGGUGGUGAUGGCCUGUGAGAAUCAGCACAUGGGUGAGGAGAUGGUGCUAGAGCCAGGCCUGGUUAUGAUAUUUGCACACGGAGUGGAGGAAAUCUAAAGACUUAGCAGAGAUGAUGAACGAAUGUGCUUGAGAGAAAAAAAUAUACCAUGUCCAAGCUGACUGAUCUUGCCCCGCUGUGCCGUGUCAGGGCAUUAUUUCUCUCUGUUGAUUAACACACUGCUUCCUAAUUAUACUGGGCAGGUGCCCAGCAACUUAUGCAAGAUGCCGUGCUGCAUUUCCCCCACCCCACCCCCUUGUGAUAAUCCCACUCCGGUUUGAUGUUGGCGCAGGUUUCCAAAUGUCUUCAUAAAAGCACAAGAAACUCCUCUGUGCUCCGGUAAGUGGGCUUCUGCCGUAAAUGUCUUUAGAGAAGUCUUCAAUCACCUGACAUGAGUGCAUUGGCCCAGAUGACUUGGUUUCUCUUUAAAGCAUCUCUGUGCAGGGCACAGGCCGUUUCCAUCUUGGCCCAUAGCAUCUGACUUUCACACGGUACCUUUAAGGCACAACUUUGCAGCCUUUUUUGGGGUGGGGUGAAUGGACGAGGAAGAGUACAUGAGAAGGCAGAUGCCAAACUUGGGGGUGCAAGUAAUGCCAAAUAAAAUAUACAUACCAGUAGUGAUGUUUUUGGCGUACAAAGUGUUAUGGAGCCAAAAAACCCGACAGGAUAAUUUCUGCAACUUCCUUGAGAUGCGUGGCCUUACGUUGCACAGGAGACAACCCUUCCUUUUCAGAUAGGGCCUGGUUUUCAACUGAAUUAGCAUUUUUAGCAAUGUGCUGUUGCUGCUGCUGCUGGUGCAGAAUUAAAUGCACAUCUCCUCGCAGAACCCAGAUGUCAUCUUCCUCCUCGUACUCUCAAAGUGCCGCUGGAGAGGUCAGGUUCUAUGCUGACUUCGAUCCUUUCUCAUAGGAUGCAAGCCUUCAAGCAGAUGCUCUGCUCAGUUUGAACAGAACCAGGCUCCUCUGAAUUGUGUGUGCCAUUUAAGGUUGUAUCAACUUCGUGACCUUGCAAAGAAAAUGGAAAAAAAAUGAAAUUAACCUGGAUGAAACUGUCUUGUCAUUGUAUGUUGGCUGUUUUGAUAAAUCUGUGUUUUGUUUUGUUUUUUGACAUCUU